Molecule: messenger RNA, 3184 nt
Organism: Gymnodraco acuticeps
Lineage: Eukaryota; Metazoa; Chordata; Actinopteri; Perciformes; Bathydraconidae
Gene: abcg5
Product: ATP-binding cassette, sub-family G (WHITE), member 5
Biological process (GO): cholesterol homeostasis
Cellular component (GO): plasma membrane
Molecular function (GO): ATP hydrolysis activity; ATP binding; ABC-type transporter activity
Source: RefSeq, a predicted model, not a curated record
UUUAUGGUCCCGCAGAGACUCGCACUGCUGAUCCGUACAGGGACUGAGUGCAGAGAAACAAAGUCUGUGAGAAACCUGAAGUUUAGAGCCUGUGGAUAUGUACAAACUGAUCUGAGGCUGACUCCAUUUACGGUUGAUGUUUGGAGUGGCAGAAUGGCCGGAGACAUGAACACAUUUUAUUCAAUGGAGCCGGUGGAGCCGGAGAGCGGGACCGAAGUCGGAGGGUCCUUCAGGUCUGUGUCGGAGGGGAAGAGGGACGUGUGGAGGGGAGAGGAGCCGUCAGAGCCCUCCUGCUGCCUCAGUGUCAGCAAGGUCUCCUACACUGUCAGUGAGCGUUUGGGUCCAUGGUGGGACUUGCCCUCCUACAGGAAGCGAUGGACUCGUCAGAUCCUCAAUGACGUCUCCUUUCACGUAGAGAGCGGGCAGAUCAUGGGCAUUCUGGGAAAUUCAGGCUCAGGAAAGACCACACUGCUGGAUGCGGUCUCAGGGAGGAUUGGAAACUGUGGCACGCUGACGGGGGAGGUCUUCGUUAACGGCAUGAACCUGAAGAGAGAGGAGUUUCAGGACUGCUUCUCCUAUGUGCUGCAGAGUGAUAACUUGUUGAGUUAUCUGACAGUGGAGGAGACUCUGACCUACACCGCUCAGCUGGCCCUGCGGAAACUCUCGUCUGCAGCCACCAAGAAGAAGGUUUCGGCGGUGAUGGCCGAGCUGAGUCUGAGUCACGUGUCCCACAGUGUCAUCGGAGGUCGGGUUUUCCCAGGGAUCUCUGGGGGCGAGAGGAGGAGGGUCUCCAUCGCCAGCCAGCUUCUUCAGGACCCCAGGGUGAUCCUAUUGGAUGAGCCGACCACCGGCCUGGACAGCAUGACGGCCAAUCAGAUCGUGGAGCUGCUGGCCGAGCUUGCCAGGAGGAACCGUAUCGUCAUAGUAACCAUCCACCAACCACGCUCCGAGCUCUUCAGGGUGUUCAGCAGGAUAGCUAUAAUGAGUCGGGGGGAGCUGGUGUUCUGUGGGCAGCCAGAGGAGAUGGUGGACUUCUUCAGCCAGUGUGGAUAUGAGUGUCCAGAGUACUGCAACCCUUUUGACAUCUAUGUUGACUUCACCUCAGUGGACACACGCAGCAGUGAGAGGGAAGCAGCCACUUUCAGUCGCAUGCAUGAGAUCACCUCGUCCUAUCAGAGGUCUCCCAUCUACCAGUGCAUGCUGGGAAAACUGGAGCAGAGCCUGCAACGGGUGCACAAGCCAGCCAUCCCCUACAAGAGCAAAGUCCCCAGCGGUGCAGCCAAACUGGCAGUUCUGUUCAGGCGGACACUAAGAAACCUGUCCAGAGACAGGAUGGGGGUCCUGAUGCGUCUGUCCCAGAACCUGAUCUACGGUCUCUUCGUGGCCUUCUUCGUGAUGCAUCUAGACAUGGACGUCAGUAAGGGAGCAGUGCAGGACCGCAUCGGCAUCAUCUAUCAGAGCAUUGGAGCUUCACCUUACACCGGCAUGCUGAAUGCUGUAGCUCUCUUCCCCGCGUUGGUUGUGCGAGCCAUCAGUGAUCAGGAGAGUCAGGAUGGUCUGUACAGUAAAUGGCAAAUGUUCUUGGCGUACAUCUUCCACAUCUUGCCCUUCAGCAUUCUGAGUGUUUUCAUCUUCACCUCCUUCCUUUACUGGACGGUGGGGAUGCACCCUGACACCUUGCGGUUCCUGUGUUAUUCUGCUGUAGUCCUGGUGCCACAUAUUAUAGGUGAGCUUUUGACUGUGGUUGCUAUUGAGUUGGUCCAAAACCCUAACAUGGUCAACUCUGGAGUGGCUCUGCUCAAUAUUGCAGGGAUCAUGGUGGGAUCUGGCUUCCUAAGGAGCACCCUCCAGAUGCCGGUGGUCUUCCAGUGGCUCAGCUACCUGACCUUCCAGAAGUACAGCUGUGAGCUGCUCAUAGUCACUGAGUUCUACGGACUCGACUUCACAUGCAAUGCUUCCAAACCGUUGCUGCCUGGCGCCUGUAUGAUCACUCAGGGCAGUCAGAUCAUUGAUGAGGGCUACCCUGGCGCUCUGUCCAGAUACACACUAGACUUUGUUCUCCUCUACUCCUUCCUCCCCGCUCUCCUGCUGCUGGGCGUCAUCAGCUUCAAGAUCAGAGACAAGCUCAUCCGUCAUUAAAACCACAGACAAACUUUUGAGGGAGAAUCUUCGGUAGAAACAUGAAGAUAAACUGAGUUUGCUUUGAAGAUGUAAAACAGAUUAAGAAAAAGAUUUACAUUAUGAUGUAGUCCAAACAGAUGAGGAGUACUGAAGUGGGUCACCUGUGUUUGCUUCCGUUUCAGCAAUCAAGGCAUGUUCCUUUGUUUUAUAGAAUAUAAUUUAAAUAUGUCAGAGCAGUGAUGCAAGUACAAAGAACUUAUCCCAUCAAAAUCCCAUUGCAGUGUGCACAGUACAACAGGACGUAUCUGUGUAACCUGGGAUGCAGCUAUUGACAUUAAAAGUGGGGUAUGUCAUUUUGGAGAAACCAGCUCGAGUGCGCUAGAAUUUCAAAGUACACAACCGGAAAAAAUCUGCCACUUCCUUCAGACUUCCUUACAGAGCCCCUCCUCCAACACACACGAACGCGCAAAUGACCAAUGAGGGCACGAGAUAAGUCUGUGUACGAGAUGGAAGGCUGACAGGCAGGUAGGCCAUCCAGUUACUUCAGCCGGGCCGGCUCAGAUGAUUGGUCGUGCUUUUUACAGCGCCACGGCUUCCACAGAUGACAUUUUUUAAUGUAUUUAUUGUCAAAGCGUUUAAUAUAUUCAUUGCUAUCGGGAUGUUAAGAGCAUUCCAUGGAAUAUAAGAAGUGUUUCUGAAAUAAAUGACAUACCCCACCUUUAAGCCAAUUGAUACGACUUCAUGCUAAAUAACUGAGAGGUCCCUGUAAUAAAUAUAACUAUUAAUCCAUGCUGCUUUAACUCUGAUUGGGCUCAAACAACAACUGAGACAGACCGACCGAUUCAACCUAAGCUUGUUUACAGUUUAAAUAACAAUAUCUGCAAAUAUUUAAAAAUCAUUAUUUUUAUAUAAAAGUUACAGAAUAGAGAUUUAUUUAACUACAAAUCACCAGUUUGAUUCAUGUUCUAAGCACUAUAUUGAAUAUUGAGUGCAUUACUUUUUUAAUAUUGUGAUUGUAAUGUAUAAUGAAUAAGAAGUGACAUUUAUAUUUUUUGAACAUAUU